Molecule: messenger RNA, 1406 nt
Organism: Ectocarpus sp. CCAP 1310/34
Lineage: Eukaryota; Phaeophyceae; Ectocarpales; Ectocarpaceae
Source: the annotation of a GenBank genome assembly
GUGAACUACAUGGCGGCCGAGAUGAUGUCGGGGGAUCUCCCGGUGACUUCGGACGCGGACGCAAUGGCCAAGCAGAGGGCGAAGGAGGCCGAGCUGGCCGGGGGGGGCACCAUGCUCGCCUCCGGCAGCACCAAGCGGAAAGCGGACCAGGCGGACAAGAUUCGCGCUGCCAAGGCGCAGAGUGCGGCGGGAGCGGCGGGCAGCGCGGUGGAGGCGAACCCCGAAGAGAUCGACCUCGAUAUGGACAUGGAAGAUGGGGGGGAGGAACCGGCGGCCCCGGGCGGCGAGGGUGGGGGCAACCGAGAAGAAGGCGCGAGCCAAGGGGGCGCCGCAGAGGAGAAAGAGGGGGGAGGGAGGGAGGACACCGACGGCGGCGACGACAACGGGGACAUCCGGAUCACCCAGAAGGAGGUCCCGAGCGCCGUGUUUGGCAGCGCGAAGGAGGCGUUGGCGGAAGAAAAGGCAGCGGCGGCGGCGGCGGGCAAAGGGAAGGGGGGCGGGAUGGGCGCGCUGCAGCGGCUGAAGGUGGCGGGCGGCGGCGGCGGCGGCGGCGGCGGCGGCCUCGGGAGCAAGUAGCACGCUCUCUCUUGCGCUUUCAUAGAGGAGCCCGCGAGUGUAGUGGAUGUAUUUUUCUUCUUCUUGUCACGACGUGUUGCUGUCAUAUCCGGGAGGCCCAAGUCGGGAUGGCGGGCAGAGGGUGGCGGUGGAGUGGAGGCAUGUCAACUGCCUGGGGGAAAUAAAUAGAAGCGAUGGCGGCAGCGCUAACUACCGCAGUGCGCGUGAGGUCAGUUUGUAUCGGCAGUGCUUGCGUCUUCUCGACAGCGGCGACGAGCGAAAGAUUUCUCCAGACGAAAGUUCGUUCGGCGCGCUUCAGAUCGAGUAACCCGCCGUAAGCGCGAUCUACCCACAGCAUCUUGGUAACCGUUCUUUGGGAAAAUUGACGUGGCAUCAUCUACCACUCAACCUUGCGAUCCGAUCCAAAAUGAUUGUUUUUGCUAGAGCCGUUCUCUAUUUGGCGGUAGUACAUGUAAUCGCCUGCGUUUUGUCUCCGCCGCGGGGUACAUGCCCAUCGCAUGUGGCGUCGUCCCUGCAGUGUUUGGAAAGGCGGGAUGGGAUUGCGCCCACGAAGACGUACGCAGCCGGUCACCCAGCCAACGAAGGAAGUACGAGAUUGUUUGUUUUCUCCUUGGACUAUGUUUUCUCGUUGCACUGGAUAUGCUCGGGGCUUUCAUCCGUGGCUGGUGUCUGCUGGGUGGAAGGCUGCUGCAUGAUCUUCGUCGGUAAACAUACCAGGCCCUGGAAGGCUUCAAAUACAAGAGUGUUGGUGGUGGUGGUCGUCGUCGUCGCGAGUAGCUAUAAUGGAAAACGUUGUUGACCAUCAUCGGCCGAAGCCAGGGAAAAUCCGA